Molecule: messenger RNA, 877 nt
Organism: Tigriopus californicus
Lineage: Eukaryota; Metazoa; Arthropoda; Copepoda; Harpacticoida; Harpacticidae
Gene: EMC10
Product: ER membrane protein complex subunit 10-like
Exons: 1
Coding region: 65-748 (227 amino acids)
Cellular component (GO): EMC complex
Source: RefSeq, a predicted model, not a curated record
UAAUGUUGACGAUUGACAACAUCGACAACCCAGAUAAAAAUUAAAGCUCAUCCUAUCAAAAGGGAUGCUGUUAAUCAUGUGGCCUGUGUUCCUAUUCUUGAGUAUACUCACCCCACCCAUUUGGGCCGAUUUUGAAGACACGCCCUCCACCGAUGGCCAGUUCAAUCUGGAAGUGGAGCAUUCCCUGGACGCGGGUCAAUCGUUCCAGGACCGCGGUCUCCUGACCGUCCAUUCCAUUCGUUCGAAAUCGUUCUCCUCGGACCCCACGGAUCUCACCUCGGAACAAAAAGCCCAAUUAAAGACGCUCUGUGACCAAGGUGAUCUCUAUCUAUUGCGAAUCAAGGCCACCAAUCCGGCCACCAGUCAGAGCAGCCUUCAUCGAUCCGUGGCGGAUCCGUGCUUGAUGAUCGCCAACGCUUUUCAAGACACGUUCACGUUACAUUUGGAUUGGAAGAGUCAGCUGGUGAGCCUGUCAGUCAUGCCCACACCCACACCGGGUCAGGCGUCUUUGGGCAGUCUGAGGGAUCACUUCCAGACCAAAGUGGCCGUACAGCUGAUGGAGGCGGGCCCGCAACCCGAUACUUCGGCCUUUAUUCAGAAAGUGGAGCAAGAGAAAUUGGCCCAGCAACGUGGAGAAACCAAGGACAAUCGGUCCUUCCUGGCCAAAUAUUGGAUGUAUAUUGUACCCGUGGUCUUGAUGUUGGCCAUGAGCUCGGCUAAUCCGGAAGGCCAAGGCGGAGGGCGAUGAGGAGGAGAGGGUGCACGAAUUCAUGGUUACAUUGUUACGGAUGAAUGAGCAGGGAGAAUUGAUGAUUGAAUUUAAUAACAAUAAUAAUAGUAUAAAAUGCGGAAUGUUAAAUGAAUCCUGUGCGCUCGA